Molecule: messenger RNA, 987 nt
Organism: Psylliodes chrysocephalus
Lineage: Eukaryota; Metazoa; Arthropoda; Insecta; Coleoptera; Chrysomelidae
Source: the annotation of a GenBank genome assembly
AUGCCGAGAGACGAUUGCUUCUUAGAUGACCUGAAGACAUCUCUGCUCGAUGGCCCUCAAUUUAACGAUGAAUUCGAGUUCAAAAAGUGGCACGCCCUAACCCAGACCUUCAACGAGAGCGAAAGUGGAUCACAUCGAACCAUAUUAUUCGGUUUCGGGUACUUCAGCUGGGACGAAAAUUAUUUUGUUAUUAUCGCAACCUUAUUAGCCUACGCCAAUGCAGGAUUCUUGAACGCCCCCGCCGUAGCAACUUACUCUUCAGCUCCAGACGUCAGCCAUGCCUACAUCCACCAGGCGCCGCUCGCGGUUGCAUCAGCUGGACCCAUUAGCUACGCUGCCCCAGCUCCCAUUAGUUACGCUGCUCCAGCUUCCAUCAGCUACGCAGCGCCAUCCGUAGCCAUCCACAGUCCCAGCUACGGAUCCUCCCAUCAAAGUGUCGAACGUUCACUAGGAGGAGCACAAUCCAUCUCCCAUUAUUCCAAAGCCAUCGAUAGCGCCUUCUCUAGCGUCAGAAAAUUCGAUACUCGUAUUACCAACGAUGCUUUAACUGUUGCUCACGCUCCCGUAUCCUACGCUGCUCCAGUUGUAGCCAAAACUUAUGCUGCAGCACCAGUUUUAGCCAAAGCAGUUGCUCCAGUAGCCUACUCUGCUGGCCCAGCCUACGCUUAUUCUUCUGCACCUGCUGUUAGCAACGCUUACAUCCACCAGGCUCAACCACUUUUGGCCAAGGCUGUAGCUCCAGUAGCUUACGCCGCACAUGCUCCAGUAGCCACUUAUGCUGCUCAUGCUGCUCCAGUAGCCGCUUAUGCUGCUCAUGCUCCGAUAGCCACUUACGCUGCUCAUUCUCCAGUUGCUUAUGCUCAUGGUCCAUUAGUAGCCAAAGCCGUUGGUGCUCCCGUUGUAGCGAAAGCUGCGAUAGCUUAUUCCCCGGCUACAGUUGUAGCUCACACCACUUUCACCGGUUUGGGAACCGCUUAUGAAUGGUAG